GUGCUUUGAGACUCAAACAACAAUAGAUAAAUGUUGUUCCCAUUCUCCAUGAGUGAGGCUGACCAAGGACAGGGGCUAUUUUGAGUCCAGAAGAACACUCACCCUUCCUGAAAACAUUUCCACAGCAGUGGCGAAAGAGGCUGUGUGAUGACUGCGAGAGAAGGACGACUCUGGACAAGUCACAAUGUACAGAAUCCAGAAUGGAUGUCCUCUUUGUAGCCAUGCUUGCUGUGCCACUUAGCCUGGGUGUCCCAGAUGCUGGAUCUGUAGUCCUUGUCCCGACGGAACCAGAAUAUGGGGAUGAGGAAGGACUUGAGGAGGUGGAGUAUUAUCAGGUGGCCUAUUAUUAUACGAUCACCCCCAGUUAUGAUGACUUUAGUCCAAAUUUCACCAUUGAUUAUUCAACGUUUGAUUUGGAAGACAGGUUGGAUGCAUUGGCUAAGGAUGUAUCAGCAACAACAGAAGCAGUGGAGACAACCAUCAGUUUUGGAACAGAACGCAGCACAGAUCACCCAGAGCCUGUAACGGUAACACCAACCAUAAGGGAGACAAGUUCAGUUCUGGAUGGUGCCUUUCAGGAGGAUGCUGUUGAGGAUGGUGCUGUGGCUCGUCUGCCGGAUCCCGUUUCCCUCCUCCUGCCGUGGGCCCUCGUCCAGGGAGGGAUGCGUUUCUUGUAAAAG
Messenger RNA from Ochotona princeps (American pika), 680 nucleotides. It is a transcript of the gene C2H1orf54, whose product is annotated as chromosome 2 C1orf54 homolog. NCBI's taxonomy places the organism in Eukaryota, Metazoa, Chordata, Mammalia, Lagomorpha, Ochotonidae. The coding region runs from base 201 to 677 and encodes 158 amino acids. The record is from RefSeq and is a predicted model, not a curated record. The transcript is spliced from 6 exons.